Molecule: messenger RNA, 1725 nt
Organism: Exophiala viscosa
Lineage: Eukaryota; Fungi; Ascomycota; Eurotiomycetes; Chaetothyriales; Herpotrichiellaceae
Product: eukaryotic translation initiation factor 3 subunit L
Exons: 1
Coding region: 83-1501 (472 amino acids)
Biological process (GO): translational initiation
Cellular component (GO): cytoplasm; eukaryotic translation initiation factor 3 complex
Molecular function (GO): translation initiation factor activity
Source: RefSeq, a predicted model, not a curated record
GCCCGCACUUUCAAAUUUCGGUUUCUUCAACACAGGUGCGUCGAGCCGUUAAACGACGUCCACCGCAACAGCCACAAUCAACAUGGCUUACUCAAAAGGCAACGUGCCCGCGUUGGACGACGAUGAUAUCGAGGAGGAGCUCGUUCAGGAUUAUCGCGAGCAGAUAACAUUUGCGGAUCAAAACGGCGAAGUCGACCUUGAACGAACCGACUCGAUACCCGGCGGUCCUACAGAUCUUCGCGCUCAGCUCGAAGCGGCGGCUGCACCUCUCGAAUAUCAAGCCUCACUCGAGACGAAAUUCGCGUCAUAUGACAACUACUGCUCCCUGUUCCACUAUAUCCUCAACUCGGAUGGACCCGUUGAGAUCGAGCAACCAUCAUACUACUGGGCUUGGGAUGUGAUUGACGAGUUCAUUUACCAAUUCGAAUCCUUCUGCAGAUACAGAAACCGAGUCGCAAGAACCGCGCCAAAUGAGGAGGAGGCACAAGUCUUGCGAGAGAACCCGAACACUUGGGGCUGCUAUUCCGUUUUGAACGUCCUCUACUCCCUCAUUCAACGUUCUCAAAUCAAUGAGCAACUAGCAGCAACAAAGAGAGGCGAAGAUCCAAAUACAGUGGCCGGCGAAUACGGCUCCCGACCACUUUACCGCAUGCUAGGCUACUUCUCCAUCAUCGGCCUAUUGCGUGUGCACUGCUUGUUGGGCGACUUCAGCUUGGCUCUCAAGACCUUGGAUGACAUCGAGAUGAACAAGAAAGCCAUGUUCGCUCGGGUCAUGGCCGCCCACCUCAACACCUACUACUAUGUCGGCUUUUCGUACAUGAUGCUCCGUCGCUACGCCGAUGCUGUCCGCAUGUUCAGCCACAUCCUUGUGUACGUCUCGCGAACCAAGAACUUCCAGAAGGGCAACCAGCAAUUUGACGCCAUCGCCAAGAAGACGGAGCAGAUGUACGCCCUGAUUGCCAUCUGCGUGUCCUUCGCCCCAACUCGUCUCGACGAUACCAUUCACACUGCUCUGCGCGAGAAGUACGGCGAGAAGUUUGCUAAGCUCCAGCGUGGUGGACCCGACUCCCUGCCCAUCUACAAGGAACUCUUCCAAUCUGCUUGCCCCAAAUUCAUCAACCCAACACCACCUGAUUUCGACAACCCGUCGCUCAACAUUGAUCCAGUCGAGCACCACACCGACAUCUUCAUGGAUGAGGUCAAGAACACCCUGUACAACCCUACCGUCAAGUCCUACCUGAAACUCUACACUACGAUGGAUCUGAAGAAGCUCUCCAGCUUCCUCGAGGUAGAGCCCGAGAAGCUGCGCAGUUGGUUGCUGGUCAACAAGCAGCGAAGCAGACAGAUUCGAUGGACUGAAGGUGGUUUGUUGGACGGUGAGACUGUUAAUGGCAGUGAACUCGACUACGCCAUCGAAGGUGACUUGAUCCACAUUAGCGAGGCCAAGCAGGGACGCAGACUGGUGGAUUGGUAUCUGAGGAACUUGGCUCGUUCUUACUAGUAUUUCGAAUGAUGCCAAACGACAGAGUCAGACGCAUUCUUUCGAGGGUGCGAUGCCACGAUUGCUGCGGGCUUGUCGCGGCGUCGACUAUGGUCGAAUAUGGACGCAACAAAAGUUAGCGCUGAUUCAUGGAUUGUGUGCAUAGGCACACCUUUGCCUGACGGCAAGAUGCCUGGACGUGUUCCGAGCAUUGUAGAAUUUGCACAGGGCGAAGAAGUGCCGGG